Messenger RNA from Sorex fumeus (smoky shrew), 548 nucleotides. It is a transcript of the gene RPL34, whose product is annotated as ribosomal protein L34. The transcript is spliced from 5 exons. Bases 149 to 502 code for a protein of 117 amino acids. Gene Ontology annotation, cellular component: ribosome. The record is from RefSeq and is a predicted model, not a curated record. Gene Ontology annotation, molecular function: structural constituent of ribosome. Lineage: Eukaryota; Metazoa; Chordata; Mammalia; Eulipotyphla; Soricidae. Gene Ontology annotation, biological process: translation.
GUGUCUUCGAGGUAUGGCGGCUUUCCUCCUUCUCCUCUGCGUUUCCCCUUCCAAUCGGCCGCCAUCCGGAGCGUUGCGGGCGCCGGGCGCUCGGGGUCGCCGGCGUUGAGCCGGCCUGGGGUGGAGGUUCCAGACGCGGGCCUUCAGGAUGGUGCAGCGUUUGACAUACCGCCGUCGGCUCUCCUACAACACCGCCUCCAACAAAACCCGGCUGUCCCGAACCCCUGGAAACAGAAUCGUUUACCUGUAUACCAAAAAGGUUGGGAAGGCCCCGAAGUCCGCGUGUGGCGUGUGCCCCGGCCGGCUUCGAGGAGUCCGGGCAGUGAGACCUAAAGUUCUGAAGCGGCUGUCUAAAACAAAAAAGCAUGUCAGCCGGGCCUAUGGCGGAUCCAUGUGUGCCAAGUGUGUCCGAGACAGGAUCAAGCGCGCUUUCCUUAUUGAGGAGCAGAAAAUCGUCGUGAAAGUGUUGAAGGCACAAGCACAGAGCCAGAAAGCAAAAUAAAUCAAUGAAGCGUUUUUGAAGAAUAAAAUCAAAAGGCUUGUUCUGU